Symbiodinium necroappetens is the source of this 1299-nucleotide messenger RNA. The record is from the annotation of a GenBank genome assembly. NCBI's taxonomy places the organism in Eukaryota, Dinophyceae, Suessiales, Symbiodiniaceae.
AUGGCCGAUGUCGCCGAGGGCGAUCUUCUGGUGGUGAUGAGCGCGGGCGCCUAUGGCGCGGUGAUGAGCUCGACCUACAACACCCGCCCGCUGAUCGCCGAAGUGCUUGUCGAUGGGGGGAAGUGGCAUGUGGUGAGGCCACGGCAGACGCUGGAUGAGUUGAUUGGGCUGGAUUCGGUGCCGGAGUGGGUGAAGGCCCGACCACGCAUUGGCGUCUUGUUUGGGGGUCGAUCAGCAGAGCAUGACGUAUCGAUCAUGUCGGCUACCAACGUACUGGCGGCCCUUGCGCCCGAAAAAUACGAAGUUCUGCCUAUAUUCGUCACGCGGGAUGGCCGCUGGCUCGCCAGCGAUUUCAAGAACGGCGUGCCUGUGACGCCCGACUCUGGUGCGGAAUUGUGCCUCCUUCCAGGAGGCAAGGGCCGCUUGCUGCGACUUGAUCAAGACGGUUCGGUUCAGGAAUUGCCACAUCUCGACGCACUGUUUCCUGUUCUCCAUGGCCUUUUUGGUGAAGAUGGCUCUGUUCAAGGCUUGACAUCAGUCGCGCGCGUUGCUCUUGUUGGGUGCGGUAUCCUGGGCUCGGCUACUGCAUUGGACAAGCGUGUUACAAAACAGUUGCUGUACGCAGCCGAGAUUCCAGUUGCCCGUUCGCUGACCAUACAAGUUGACCGUGUCCCGUCGCAUAGCGAACUGGAGGCCACACUCGGAUUGCCGGCUUUCGUCAAGCCCGCACGUCAAGGCUCAUCGGUAGGUGUCAGCAAGGUUGAAACCGCUUCAGAGUAUGAAGCCGCGGUCACCAAUGGCUUUCGGCAUGAUGACACGCUCCUGGCCGAGGAAUUCAUCGACGGCAGAGAAAUUGAGUGUAGCGUCUUGGAAACGAUUGACGGCGACCUAUUCGUAUCCCGUCCAGGGGAGAUUGUUACCGCAGAGCAUCUCGGCUUUUAUAGCUACGAAGCCAAAUAUAUCGACUCCGAAGGGGCUAUCAUCGAGGUUCCCGCGCAGCUGCCCGAGAGCGUAGAACGCAACAUGCGCCAAUUGGCUGACAGGGCGUUUCGCGCACUGGGCUGCGACGGCAUGGCUCGGGUCGACUUUUUCGUCACACCGGACUUUCGUGUCCUCGUCAAUGAGGUGAACACAAUUCCAGGCUUUACCGACAUCAGCAUGUACGCAAAGGCGAUGGCAGUCAGCGGAGUGCCAUACCCAGAACUACUGGACCAGCUCAUUGAACACGGGUUGCGAAGAGGGAUGCGUGACCGCAACGAGCCGGUGUCCGCUGAGCAUCGCGUCGAUGUGGUCGGCUAA